CCGUGCGUGCCGGUUGAUAAAGAAAAUCAUACUUCUUUCGUCCUUUUAAAAUAGUUUUGUUUGUAAAUGCGAUAAUUAACCGACAUCUAGAAAGGCGGCUUUAGUGCGUUCGUCUUGGAACUGUUGUACUUGAGCAAUUAUGGAGCACUCGGUCCGUCAUGACUUCUAUGACAUUCGGGCAGAAAAAAUUCAUACCCACCGCACCGGAGAAGGGCAGCUUUCCGCUCGAUCACGGCGGCCAGUGCCGUAAGCUGAUGCUGUUCUACAUGCGCUGUUUGCGCGAAAACGGGGACGAUAAUUCUGCCUGCCGCCAGGAGUCGAAGGCAUAUUUGCAGUGCCGCAUGGAUAACGAACUGAUGGCACGGGAAGAUUUUACCAAGCUUGGAUACAGCGACGCUGCGCCGAAGAAAAACCCCGACAGUUCCUAA
This is a messenger RNA of Anopheles bellator, 428 nucleotides long. Its product is annotated as cytochrome c oxidase assembly protein COX19. Lineage: Eukaryota; Metazoa; Arthropoda; Insecta; Diptera; Culicidae. The record is from RefSeq and is a predicted model, not a curated record. Gene Ontology annotation, biological process: mitochondrial respiratory chain complex IV assembly. The transcript has 2 exons. Bases 159 to 428 code for a protein of 89 amino acids. Gene Ontology annotation, cellular component: mitochondrial intermembrane space.